CUGGUAACGUCUCCUUUUCAUAUUGUUUGGCUGCAGAAAAUUUGUGUAUUUCUGUUCGAACUAAGGUUCUUCCUGGGUUAAAAAACCUACAACGCGUCUAAACAAUUUGGAGAUCAAUUCCUUUUGCUGCAAAUAUUUAAAUUCGGUGGAUUCGUUCAUAUGUAUUCCUUAUAACGCAUUAUACGGUUGUAGUUGCAGAAUAGUAGCCUAUAGUAAGAGCAAAUGCAAUCUUUUUACAGCAAUUCCAUUGAUUUGUUUUUGAUUGUUCUGUUCCAAUGGUCACGUGUGCACCUCAUCCAAUCAAAUGGCGGUAUGCUCUCAAUUUAUUAGCUGACUGAAGCUUUGUGAGGGGGGAAGUUGCCUCUCCAUUUUCACAGAUUAUUUUGUGAGCGUGUUACUGUAUGUGUGUGUUAGUGUUUUUAUGUGUGUAUGCAUGAGUGCGACCCCACCAUGUCGACAUCCGGCGCUCUGACAGGAUACUACGUUGACUCUCUUAUUGUACCAGAGAAUGAGGAGACUCGCUUCUCAGGUUCAGGGCUCAUCCAGCACACCAGGCCCUCUGUUCUACCCGCAGACCACACAGAGCUCGGUCGAAGCACAUUCCCGGUAAAGCAGCCCGUAUAUGAUGGCUCAGGUUGGGGCCAUAUCCCAACGCAUUUCUCCAGUGAUGUAUCAUCAGUGUAUCAGUCGCAUACACAGCCUCCCAUAGCUAGGGAUUACGUGCAGCCUUGGCUGCUGGACUCGCCUUGUGAACUGCCUCUUACUGAGCUACAGGCGGUCCACCAUCACUAUCAUGCCAAAUCAACGCAUAGAACGAAUAAUGACGGCGCACAUGCCAGUUCGCAUGCUGUACUCCCUCUCGGGGACUUCAGUAACGGAGGAUGUUCUACCGACACAGAGACAGCAUUUGGCCGGACUGCAGACACGGCUGGCGAGAUCGAGGAUAAACUAGGCGCUGAUCCAAAAAACCCUGUGUCCAACUGGCUUCACGCGAGCUCUUCGCGCAAAAAACGCUGCCCUUAUACUAAGCACCAGAUCCUCGAGCUGGAGAAAGAAUUUUUAUUUAGCACAUACCUCACGCGCGACCGCAGGUACGAGGUUGCCCGUCUCCUGAACCUCACGGAAAGACAGAUCAAAAUUUGGUUCCAAAACCGCAGGAUGAAGAUGAAAAAAAUAAACAAUGGUGGAACGAAAGACAACUGAGAGUAAAGCACUUUGUGUAGGUGAGAAUGAAGGAUGAUCAUCCCUUUUGAUAAAAUGAUGAUGUCGUGAAGUUUUAUAUUGACGCUUGUGUCAUUCUUUUCAAGCGAACCAUAAGUGUCGUCUGUUUUAAAGCAUGCUGGGAUCCAGUCGUUUGAUACAUUAGAUUGGGCUACUUGUUUGUCAUAAGUGGUUCUGUCUUAUUGAACAUUUCACAAAUUGCACAUUAAUCUAUCAUAUACAGCCUUCAUUACAGCUCAGUAUUUCACUUGUGCUUAUUAUGAAUGAAUGUUGGAGCUAUAUGUGCUAUUCCAAUGCGAUUAUAGCGUAUAUCAAUGUUUAUUUAGGACUUAAUAGUUUAUGUUCUAUAGCAUUUUCCUAAAUUUCGAGUGGAAGAAUUGGGCCCAGGCUUAUGUAGAGUUCAUACACUGAGGACUACAUGAGGUCACGUGUCCUCAGAAUUUUUAUUUAAUAAUAAACGAUGGUAUAAACGUAGUCUAACCAUUUACAUAAAGUCCAUCCACUAUAUCUAUCCUAUUUUGUUAAGCGACCAAACCUUUACGCCAUAUGAGCCGAUACAGUGUUGUGUAAUGUUAUUGGAUAAAGUCUGAUUUUCAAGGACUGAGUGAAAAUGUAUAAAAUAUUGAAUUUUAGGCUUAAAAUAAGCAAUGCUGGCAAUUUUACAAAUACCUCAUGGUCUGUUGUGUUUUGUUUACUUUUUCUCAGGUGUAAUUUGUGAUUUAUUUAUUUAAAUAAUAAAAGCAAAAGUCUCCACUAUUAAAUUCUGUAUUCCUCGUGAUAUAUAUACAUUUUAAAGUUUUAAUAUACAUAUUGUGCUUUUCUAAAUCUUGAGAUUAAAUAUUUUUUAAGAUGUAUUUUGCAUCCCAUGGGAACAGAAAAAUGUUGAAUUUCUUGUAGAUUUUGUUUUUGUAAUGUUCCUGUUUUUUUUUUUUUUAGUUAUUAUUAUUUUUUUAUAUUAUUUGUUUUUAUGGUUUUGAUGAAUGGGUCUACAGUAAACAUAAAUGAAACUAUAUAUUAGAAAGGAUGAAGGCCAAAUUUUGUAUAGUGGGAGCCUAUAAUAUAUUUUGUUUACACGAAAAAUGUUCUACCUCUUUCAGCUUUGCCUUUCAAGCCUUAUACACAAACAUUACCCAAACGAAAAUUGAAGUAUUGCACAGACCUGCCAUAAUUUCUGAGGAAUGUGUUCUGAGUCGAGGCUAUGUUGGGCGAGUUUAGACUCGGGAGGGAUACAGGGCCGUAGACCGAUCUGGCCGAUAAGGUUGUUAGCUGCAUACUAACAAUUACUGCUAUAACCGUUUAUGGGGUGCAAAGCGCUGCGAGCCGAGAGAACGCAAAAUAACAAAGUUGUUACGAGGCUCGACAGCUGAGGCCAGUGAAUAACUUGCCAUGUGUGCAUGAAUCUGUGGAAUUAAAAGAAUGAAGUCUUCAUGGCCCCGUACUCCCAUGAUGAGGUGCUUUUGUUCAACUAUA
Messenger RNA from Myxocyprinus asiaticus (Chinese sucker), 2691 nucleotides. Its product is annotated as homeobox protein Hox-A9a-like. Bases 430 to 1203 code for a protein of 257 amino acids. Gene Ontology annotation, molecular function: RNA polymerase II cis-regulatory region sequence-specific DNA binding; DNA-binding transcription factor activity, RNA polymerase II-specific. Gene Ontology annotation, cellular component: nucleus. Gene Ontology annotation, biological process: DNA-templated transcription; proximal/distal pattern formation; regulation of transcription by RNA polymerase II. The transcript is spliced from 2 exons. The record is from RefSeq and is a predicted model, not a curated record. NCBI's taxonomy places the organism in Eukaryota, Metazoa, Chordata, Actinopteri, Cypriniformes, Catostomidae.